UAAGGGGCGGGGCUUCCCUGCAGUUAUAUCCGGUAUGUUCAUUUUGUAAACAACAUGCCGGACUCGUGUAGUGACCGAACAGAGAAGGAUAAGAAACAUUCCCUAAAUAUUAUAGCCGAGGUGUCAAAGCUUGCUGACGAAAAUCUCUCUCUCAUCCGGAGCAUCAGCACGUGUCUCGCAGUAGCCGGGGUGAUUGUAAUAGCACGGAGCAUCAGGCUGAUGUCCAAAUUCGGCUCCCCGUCUGAAAUCCCGUCUCGCUUCAUUGAGAAAAAUGUCAGCCUUAGAGGAAAAGUCAGAAGUGUAACGGAGAGAGGGCUAGAAGUGGAACACGUCCCGAUACACAUCCCCUUAUUGUCUCCAUUGCUGACUAAACGUCAGGUCACGACCCCACUGCGUGUGCAUUUGGCCGGGGUGGAUUUGACCCCAGAGGGUCGCGAGUGGCUCGCCGAGACGCUGAGGACAGACGAGAUGGUGUGGCUGCGACUGAUCAGCCGACAGGACGAGAGCCUACACUGCCUGGUGUCACUCGGCGGGCGUCUUCUGUUUAACCCGUGUAUAAACGAGGAGAUCCUGCGCCUGGGUCUGGGCAGGACGGCACCUCUCCACGGCCUCGACCCUCGCUCUCGUCUCUACUGGAGACUUCACACACGGCUGCUGAAGUGUGAGCUCAGGGCUGAGAGGAAGGGCCAGGGCUUCUGGAAACAGGAGAGUCUGAGAGAAAAGCUCACACAAGCCAUCAGGAAUAACUCUAUGAUCGCAGCCGUGAGGAGGAUCGUAAAGUGGCUGUCGAGGACGAAGGACCAGUGAUGAUGAAACGAGAACUGUCAUGGACUGCUGGGAUGUAGAUGCUGGGUUUCGUUUGUUGUGGAAAAUGAGCAUCAAAGCCGUCGUGUUAACUGUUACUAAAUAUUAAUAUUGAGAAGAGUAAGUCAUUAAAAUCAUUCAAAUCCCAUUCAAUUCCAGCCAUUUAACAAUUAAAGGCAAAUCUUAACACACA
Messenger RNA from Hemibagrus wyckioides, 997 nucleotides. RefSeq names its product c18h3orf33 homolog (H. sapiens) (gene miso1). The transcript has 5 exons. NCBI's taxonomy places the organism in Eukaryota, Metazoa, Chordata, Actinopteri, Siluriformes, Bagridae. The record is from RefSeq and is a predicted model, not a curated record. The coding region runs from base 55 to 807 and encodes 250 amino acids.